AUGUCUCAACCAAACCAUUCUCUCACCAAAGCCUCACUCGCACCAAAACCAGGGGAUACCACUGUUUCAUCCGAAUGGUUGGAAUUCAUCUUGAGAAAGAAGGGAAUAUUGACCGAUGAGAAUCAUCAUGUUCUCUCUGUAGAGAUGAAUGGAUUGAAGGAUAAUAGAGGACUUGCAGCAGUGAUGAAUCGAUUAACCGUUACCUAUUCCGAUCCUGAAUGCCAUUCCUUGCCAAAAACAUUCAUGUUGAAAACAAGUCAAACCAGUGAACAAGCGAGAGCUCAAUCCAGUGCUCGUGGACAAUAUCGAGAAGGAUUGUUUUAUGAUAGUGAUUUAGUGGAGCAGUUGGAGGUUUCGAAAAAUGUCUUGUAUGGAUUUGGAUGCGAAAAAACUGGUGAAUAUGUGUUGCUGAUGAAAGAUUUAAAAACUAGUGAUCAUGUGGUUGGUGCUAAUUUUGUGUUUGGUAAUCAAGUUUGGGGAAUGCCAGAAAUGAAUGUCAAACUUCCUGAGCCAGUUUCUGUUUUGGAACAAAUGUAUUUGACUUGUGCAAGGUUGAAUGCCAAGUUUUGGAAAGACCCAUCAUUAUUGAGUCAUGGGUUUUUGAAAGCUUGUGGAUUUUACAAGGGUGAACAUCGAGAUGUAUGGGAAUUUGGAAUGGCCAAUGGAAGAAAGGCUUGGGAAGCUGCCAAAGAAAGAAAUGCUCAAAGUGAACUUUUCAAAUUCUCUGAAAAAUUAAUUGGAAUUAUUGAUCGAUCCUAUGAAUUGGCAAGUUGGGAAAAUAUGCAAAAGGCCAUUCAUGAAGAACCAUUUGCUUUGUGUCAUGGAGAUUUUCAUGCUAGUAACAUGUUUGUGAAUGUUGAAAAUUUGGAAUUGUCCUUGUUUGAUUGGUCUGAAGUUGGUAUUUGGAAUCCAGUGACAGAUUUGGCUCAGACUCUCAUCUCUGAUGUGAAACCUGAAAUUGUCGCUCAAAAUUCCAAACAUUUACUGAAAACUUACUAUGACGAAUUGGAGCGUUGUGGAGCUGACUUGUCUGAUUUUUCUUUUGAAGCAUGUUGGAACUGUUUCUGCAAGAAUGGCCCAGAACGAUGGAUUUGGCUCUUUUCAGUGUUGGCUUCCCUAUCUUUCAUUCCUGAAAUAGCUGUGAAAUAUUGGCACGACAAUUUGUUGUCGUUCAUUGAAUCUCAUGGUGACUAUCCAGUCUAUAAUUUGAAAUCCAUUUGUUAA
Molecule: messenger RNA, 1224 nt
Organism: Naegleria lovaniensis
Lineage: Eukaryota; Heterolobosea; Eutetramitea; Acrasida; Naegleriidae
Exons: 1
Coding region: 1-1224 (407 amino acids)
Source: RefSeq, a predicted model, not a curated record